UCUACCGGACUGGCUGCUGUCGUGUGGCGAAUCGAGGAGGUUGAUCGGCAAUAUACUCGAUAUCUGACCAAGUAAGAGCGAAGAUAAGAAACGUUAGCAAAGCUGGUGAAACUAGAGCCUCUUUGCUUCAGUGCUUUGUGCCUCAUAUAGCACGCCUAUACGAACGGUCACACCUCGUUUGAACACCGCAUUGGGUCAAUGCCGAACAUGAAGAGAAUCAUCAAAUAUCUACAGGAUCAAGCGGUCUCAACAUCCCAAGAAAAGUAUAAUGGGUCAGCCUAUCUCUCGCCAUCGACCAAAGAGCCGCAGCAGCGAGUCCGCCAUCGCGGCCAGUUACAGAAGAACGGAGGGCAGCACAACGUUGCAGAGAGGCCUCCUCCAGCGUACACCACCGCCACCCCAGAUACCAGAUUCAACACGUCCAACAACGUACAGACAAAAGCCACCCGCCAUCAAUACGCGCAAGACAACAUUCUGCAAUCGUACGACUUGUACAUCCCCGAGAACGCACCCAGCCAGGGCUAUUGGAUCAUCUACAUCCAUGGAGGCUACUUUCGUGACCCGAAAGUGACCUCGACGUCCUUCCUGCCUGCACUGGCCUUACUGGCUUCUUCGUCGGUCGCGAACGAGGUUGCCGGCUACGCCUCAGUCAACUACCGUCUUUCCAAGCACGAACGAUACCCACAAGACGAAACGACCACGCCGGCAUAUGAACUCCGCAACGCACUUUGGCCGGAGCACUUCGACGACGUGCGCGCCGCGAUCGCGCACCUGCAGUGCAAAUACUCUUUCGGCUCAAAGUAUUUGCUUGUCGGCCACAGUGUUGGCGCGACCAUGGCGCUAUUAUACACGCUGGGUGCGAUCACGCGGAACGAGACCGAGAUACCACCACCAAGGAUUGUCCCGCCGGCAGCUGUGCUAGGUGUAAGCGGAAUUUACCACUUUGAGGCCUUACACAAGUCGUUCCCAGCUUACAUCGAUAUCACGAGGAAUGCGAUCCCGAACCCCCAGGAUCAGGUGAUGGCAAGUCCCGCAAUACGUCCCACUUCCGAGUUUAGGACCAAAGCGAUAAUCCUGGCUCAUUCACGCGACGAUGGGCUCGUCGAUUGGCAACAGGUCGAGCUUAUGAAGCGUUUGUUUGAACGGAAGCCCCACGAAGGAGGUACUGUGAAGAGUGUUCGAGUGGUCGAGAUCCAUGGGAAGCACAACGAGAUCUGGGAGAAGGGCACUGAGUUGGCACGCGCGAUCGAGGAGGCGCUCGCUGACAUACGGAAGAUCGAGGCAAGUGGGUGAAGAAGUGGUCUACCAUGGAGGAUGACCUGUGACGAUGACAUGAGUGAUGAAAUAUCGGUGAAAAAGGUCUUGAUUUCGUCCUAGAUGAUUGCUCUUCCUUUCUCUUUUCGGACUUUCCGCAUCUGAUAUGCAGGUCACCAGUCUCUUUUUCGCUCCUCUGACAUCUACAGACAGCUUUCCCGCCCAAAGGAUCACCCCAAAUCCGCACGGAUCUUGCGCAAGAUGUUCGA
Molecule: messenger RNA, 1523 nt
Organism: Exophiala viscosa
Lineage: Eukaryota; Fungi; Ascomycota; Eurotiomycetes; Chaetothyriales; Herpotrichiellaceae
Product: Alpha/Beta hydrolase protein
Exons: 2
Coding region: 199-1293 (364 amino acids)
Molecular function (GO): arylformamidase activity
Source: RefSeq, a predicted model, not a curated record